Molecule: messenger RNA, 2575 nt
Organism: Orcinus orca (killer whale)
Lineage: Eukaryota; Metazoa; Chordata; Mammalia; Artiodactyla; Delphinidae
Product: cell cycle control protein 50C-like
Exons: 9
Coding region: 1288-2322 (344 amino acids)
Biological process (GO): phospholipid translocation
Cellular component (GO): plasma membrane; Golgi apparatus; endoplasmic reticulum
Source: RefSeq, a predicted model, not a curated record
AGGAUUGCUGAGGAUUUCAUGAGAUGGUAUGUGUGGAACAGAUUUGAAACUGUGAUGCCUAGUCCCAGUGUGAAGGGUGGCAGUGGUACUACUGGUGGAAAGAGCUGCAAGGAUAUGUGGCACUUUGUAAACAAAUAAAAGACAACAGUGUAACUACAACUGUCUUAUUCAUUUAUUUAAUUCUUUGUUUUGAGAUAAUUUCACACUUACAGAAAAGUUGCAAAAAUAGUAUAAAGAAUUUCCAUAUUCCCUUCCCCUAGCAUCCCCCAAUGUUAAGAUCUUGUAUAACUAUAGUACAGUUAUCAAAACUAAGAAAUCAACAUGGGUACAAUACAAUUAACUAAACUACAGACUUUAUUUGGAUUAUACCAGUUUUACCACUGAUGUCCUUUUUCUAUUCCAGGAUCCAGUGAAGGAUCCCACAUUGCAUAUAAAUUUCCUAAGAAGAAUAUAUAUAGUCUGUCACAGUUAAUCAUUAAAAUAGUUCUGGAGGAAACGUCUUUAUAUUUUACAGAUGAUUAAACUGAAUCUCAGAAAGGACACACACUACUUUAAGUAGCAGAAGAAGAAGUCAAACCCAGAUCUCCUGUAUUCACUUCAGGACACCAUGGUUAUCUAUCUGGGGAGUCGGGCAUGUAUAACAAAGGAGAUAAUAAAGCAAACAGUUGCCACUACUGGUAUAUGAAGUUCCACAUUCAAAUAUUGUGAAAUGUUAAAGGAGUCCAGCAGUGUAGCACAUCACACUCUGGCAAAUCACAUGCUUCCACACACCAGCGACUUGCUAUUUGUGCACCUCUGUGGGCUAGAAGCCACACACGGGGAUUCAAAGGAUAGGGGAACACGUUCCAUCCUGCAGGACUCUGGCUCAAGCUCAACAAGUUAAAGGAAAAAGAAAGAAAGCCACCACAGCAUGAGAAUUCAUUCAAGCUAUAGCUAAACUUAGCCCUUUGGGGGCUGACCCUCCCCCAACUAAGAGAGAAUUCUGCCUUCCAACUGAAACAUCGGCUCAUCCUGCCUGAUGACCUUCAAACUGUGACAUCGGCUCUUCCUGGUUCUAUGGCAGCUUUUGGCCUUCAAACUCAAACUGGAGGAACAUCAGCUCUGCAGAUUUUGGACUUGCCGGCCUCCUCCGUAAUCACAUCUGUCUGAUACCAACAGCCAUACUCGUCACCACCUCCAAGCCAGAUUCAAAUGGCUUGCUGAAAAGUCCCCAAGGGUGUUCUGCUUUUUUUCCAGUUUUGCAAGGGAAAGCUUUGACUCUGAAUUGGAAACCUCCCAGUAACCACAAUGAAGAGGAAAUCCCAGGACUGCCAGUCCAGAUUGCCAGACAACAGUGCCGUGAAGCAGCAGCAGUUGCCCGCCUACCGGCUACAGCUCUCAGCCAACAAAAUCCUCUCCGGCUUUUUUGCCACAGGCGUGUUCUGCCUUGGAGUGGGCGUCAUCCUUCUGUUGUCUGCAAAGACCAUCAAGGAAGUAGAGAUUAAUUACACAGAAAAAUGUGCAAAUUGUGCAAAACUGCGGGAAAAUGCUGCUAAUUUUGACAAAGAAUGCAACUGUUCUAUUCCCUUUGUCCUUCCAGAGACAAUGAAGGGUAAUAUUUAUAUGUACUACAAAUUGUAUGGCUUCUAUCAGAACCUCUAUCGAUAUAUUCUAUCCAGAAGUAAUAGCCAACUGGUGGGUACAGAUGUAAAGGAUGUUAGAAACUGUGCUCCAUUCAAAACCUCCCACAAUGGGAUCCCCAUCGCUCCUUGUGGUGCUAUUGCCAAUAGCAUGUUCAAUGACACCAUUAUUCUUUCUUACAACCUUAAUUCAUCUAUCCAUAUCAAAGUACCAAUGAUAAGGAGUGGAAUUACAUGGUGGACAGACAAGUAUGUCAAGUUUCAGAAUCCAAGUUUCCAAAAUCUUUCUAGUGCAUUUGCAGGAACCACAAAACCUCCGAACUGGCCUAAGCCUGCCUAUGAACUAGAUGAAGAGGAUCCAGGAAACAAUGGCUUCAUCAAUGACGACUUCAUUGUGUGGAUGAGGACAGCCGCAUUUCCCACUUUCAAAAAACUGUACCGCCGACUCCAUCGAAUAGAGCAUUUUACUGAAGGCUUGCCUGCUGGUAGUUAUAGUUUCAACAUAACCUACAACUUUCCUGUAAACAGGUUCCAAGGAGAAAAAGCAGUUGUUCUUUCCACCCUGACAUGGAGUGGAGGCAGUAGCCUUUUCUUAGGUCUCGCCUACAUGGUGACAGGAGCUGUGACCUGGUUAGCCUUCUUUUCCAUGUUGGCAGUUCACUUGAGGCUGAGAGAAAGGAAAAUGUUCUUCCUCCAUCAGUAAAGUCAGACUUUAAAAAGAAGAGCAGAAAACACAGAAAUGGCCAGUGAAGUAAUGGAGCCAAAGAUCUCAAAAUGACUGGGAUGUUUCAUCAAGGGGAACUGGACUGACUGACCAAGUUCAAUCCCAGAUAGAUAAAUAAUGAGAGCUUCAGAGUGAAGAAGAAGAAAAAGAAGAAAAGGAGGAGGAGAAGGCAUAAUUAGGUAUAGUAAAAUGUCCUUGGAAUGGGGAAGAUAAAUCAUCCUUGAGCUCUAAA